CUGGCGAUGUCGACGUGCCUGCGCUGGCGACACAUAGGCCCUCAACUCCGCCCAUGCACAGCCCAAUCUCCAUGGACUCGAAGACGGACAAGUUUUUCCGACGCUCAAAACGCAAGACGACACGCCGCUACCUUUCCAAGUUCAAGCGCGCGUGCAUACGGCACACAUGGCUGCUCCCCCUCGUCCUCGCCGCCACGACCAUCCUGCUGUACCUCGUCUAUCCCUACCCCUCGAAUCCCUUUUCGGCCUGUCUCUUCCUCUCGUAUCCCCUCGCACGCGACGACCCCCUCAUCCCCGCCCACGUGCGGGCCGACCCCAACGCGCCGCUGCACUAUGGAAAAGGUGGACGGGACUUUGCCUUUGUGGGCUUCUACACCAUUGUGCUGAGCUUCACGCGAGAAUACUGCAUGCAACGGCUGAUUCGCCCCAUUGCUAUACACUUUGGCAUCAAAAACCGCUACAAGCAGUCCCGCUUCAUGGAGCAAGCGUACACGGCCCUCUACUUUGGCAUCUACGGCCCCUUUGGCGUAUGGAUCAUGUCGCGCACGCCCGUGUGGUACUUCAACACGAUUGGCAUGUACCAAGGCUUCCCCCACCGGACGCACGAGGCGGUUGUCAAGGCAUACUAUCUUCUCCAGGCCAGCUACUGGGCGCAGCAGGCCAUUGUGCUGAUGCUGAUGCUGGAAAAGCCGAGGAAAGACUUCAAGGAGCUGGUGGCGCAUCACAUCAUUACCGUCAGCCUGAUCUGGUUGAGCUACCGGUUUCACUUUACAUACAUGGGCAUUGCCGUGUACAUCACACACGACAUCUCGGAUUUCUUCUUGGCCACGUCCAAGUGCCUCAACUACAUCGACUCUCCCAUUGUGGCACCGUACUUCUUCCUCUUCAUGGUCAUCUGGGCGUAUCUGCGUCACUAUGUCAACCUCAAGAUUAUUUGGUCCAUUCUCACGACUUUCAAGACGGUGGGGCCGUUUGAGCUGAACUGGGACACGCAGCAGUACAAGUGCUGGAUCAGUCAAUACAUCACAUUCGCCCUCCUUGCGUCGCUGCAGGCGGUCAACCUCUUCUGGUGGUUCUUCGUGUGCAGGAUUGCGUAUCGCUUUGUGGUAUACAAGGAUGCAGACGAUGAUCGCAGCGAAUACGAUCCCACCGACGACGAGGUCAACGAGCACGAAGCAUUGCUGAACGAAGAGGUAAACGUCCAAGUGAAGAAGACUGAGAAGACGGACAAGGUGGACAAGGUGGAGAAGGCUGAAAAGACUGAAAAGACUGAAAAGAUGGAGAAGAUGGAGAAGAUUGACACGACACCAGCCACGCCGGCGAGUGGAGCUGCGGUGGUGGACGAGGACAGUAUUGGAUCAAGAGUGAAGCAGCGCAAAAGCGCAAAACAACAAUGAUGGGGCGGGGAAUGAUGGACUGGCUCCCAUGACGGAGGACGACUUUUUCAGAAGGGAUUGUUGGAGGCUGAAGGGAUGCAGGUACAGGGAUCUAAGAGUAAGAGUAAUGCGACGUGGGCAAAGAAGAGCCUGACGAGGUUAGUUGGAUUUUAA
Exserohilum turcica Et28A is the source of this 1550-nucleotide messenger RNA. RefSeq lists its product as uncharacterized. Gene Ontology annotation, cellular component: membrane. The record is from RefSeq and is a predicted model, not a curated record. Lineage: Eukaryota; Fungi; Ascomycota; Dothideomycetes; Pleosporales; Pleosporaceae. The transcript has 3 exons. Bases 54 to 1397 code for a protein of 447 amino acids. Gene Ontology annotation, molecular function: sphingosine N-acyltransferase activity. Gene Ontology annotation, biological process: ceramide biosynthetic process.